Messenger RNA from Tripterygium wilfordii, 1663 nucleotides. RefSeq names its product rhodanese-like domain-containing protein 8, chloroplastic. The transcript has 9 exons. The coding region runs from base 15 to 1340 and encodes 441 amino acids. The record is from RefSeq and is a predicted model, not a curated record. NCBI's taxonomy places the organism in Eukaryota, Viridiplantae, Streptophyta, Magnoliopsida, Celastrales, Celastraceae.
CAGAAAGAGCAGAUAUGGAGGCCUACUGCUGCGGAAUCAUCUCCUUUGCUAGAAUUCCAGCAAUUCCAAAGAGAAUUCAUUUCCCCAGUGACAGCAACCACCACCAUUUCUACCCAUCCAGGAAAUAUUCGACCACCUCUCGUCUCACCUACGUUAAACCACUUGUUUUCAGAGGGCAACCACAACCCAACACUGGAUUAUCUUCACAAUGCGGCAAUCGAACAGAGCUUUUACCUGCCAGUGACGACGAUAAUGGCGAUCUUGAUUUUAUUGUGGUGAAUUUUUAUAGCUUCAAUUUUAUUAAAGACCCAGAAGAGGAAGUCGCCAAGCACCUCUCCUUCUUGGAGGGUCGAGACAUUCAUGGUCGAAUAUAUUUAAAUGAACAAGGGAUCAACGCUCAGUACAGUGGGCCAUCAAAAGAUGCUCUUGCAUAUGUUGAAUGGUUAAGAGAAGAUGAUCGGUUUUCUGACAUACUGGUUCAGAUAUCUCCAGCGUUAAAUGGACAUGCCUUUCCAAAAUUGAAGCUUCGUUAUAAGCCUUCACUAGUGCAGUUGGAAGGCGGCAUUUCACAUCUUCCUUUGAUUGAUCCAUCAAAGCGAGCAACACCUCUAGCACCAUCUGAAUGGAGAAAAAAAUUGGAAGCAGUACAUGAACUUGAUGAUGCAUCAAAUUCAACAUUUGACAAAAACUACGUUUUAUUGGAUGUGAGAAAUGGUUAUGAGUGGGAUAUUGGCCAUUUUGAAGGGGCUCGGCGACCUGAUGUGGACUGCUUCAGGAGCACUUCGUUUGGGUUAAGCCCUGAAGAGGUCACUGCUUCAGAUCCUUUAGCAAAUAUUGAUAAAGAAAAGACAAAUAUAUUAAUGUAUUGCACAGGAGGUAUUCGUUGUGAUGUAUAUUCUACAAUUUUAAGACAACAGGGCUUUCAAAAUUUGUACACUUUGAAGGGAGGGGUUUCUCAUUAUCUUGAGAAAGAAGGUCCUCAAAAGUGGAUCGGAAAUUUGUUUGUUUUUGACUCCCGUCUUUCUCUUCCCCCUUCUACCUAUAAGAAAGAAGCGGUGAAGGAAGCAAGCAAGACUCGACCAACUUCUAAGAGCAAUUUACUUGCAAGCUGUUACAUAUGUGGCUCACCGGUCACAGAGUUAAGGCAUCGCAACUGUGCCAAUAUUGACUGCAACCUACUUUUUCUGUGCUGUAUUGACUGUGUGAAGGACUUCAGGGGAUGUUGCUCUUUGAACUGCACAACUGCCCCUCGACUUAGACCUGUUCUUCUGGGGCAUCAGAGAUACGAGAAAUGGCAUAUAUAUCGAGAUUCAAAUAUGCAAACCGAAUUGACAGUUUGAUGCAAGAAUCCAUAUCAUCAAAGAUUGAAAGCAGGUCCACUUAUUGAAGAAGAAAAACAUCUUUGGAAGAUUCAAAAGAACACUCAAGGAAAUGGGAGAAAAGCAGAAGCUGCUAAUAGGAAGUAAUUUGUUACCGUAAAGGGCGGUGUAGUGAUCAUUGUGCUCAUUAUCCUGCUCCAUGUUUGGGCUCGAGUCCUGACCUGCCUGGAUGGUUGCAUACUUGCAUCCACGGAAAGUUUCCGCAUUAUAUAAAUUUCCUCUUUAAAUAUUUCAUAUGAGUUUAAACUCAGAAAAUCUAAUAUAGAUCUAAACUUUGACUCUCA